Molecule: messenger RNA, 1475 nt
Organism: Photinus pyralis (common eastern firefly)
Lineage: Eukaryota; Metazoa; Arthropoda; Insecta; Coleoptera; Lampyridae
Product: nuclear pore complex protein Nup50-like
Exons: 2
Coding region: 227-1390 (387 amino acids)
Biological process (GO): protein import into nucleus
Cellular component (GO): nuclear pore
Source: RefSeq, a predicted model, not a curated record
UUGACAUUUGUCGUGAAGUUGUAUUGGUUAUCUACGUUUACUUUUGGCGCAUGUUUUGCAAAUUAAUAUAUAUUAUUGUAAAUUUUUUUGUGUUUACUCUAAAAACUGUUUAAGUCAUUAUUAUAUAAGUAUUACUUUCUAUAAUAGCUCAUAUAAGAAGAGAAAACCAAUUUCAACAGGUUGCUUACCCUCAUAACCUUUAACUGGCCUGAACUUUGGAGUUCUAAUGGCUGGAAAACGGAUUGCCACAAGUGAUCUAAAUCACACGAACUGGGAGCAAGAAGAUGAACCAGAAGAAGCUGGAAGUUUUUCAAAAGCCUCCGAGGAUAUUUUAAAAAAUAGAGUAAUUAAAAUUGCGAAGCGAAGGAACCCCAUCGGUAGUUUAGCAUCGUCAGAUGACGAGAAGAAAACCACCUUUGCGAAUUUUGGGGGAUUUAUUAAACCAAGCACCACGUCGAACACACAAGCAUUCAGUUUUCUAGCAAAUUUACAAAAUAAAUCUGAGGACCAUCCAAAAAGCAAUGGCCUCGAUGGUUCAAAAACAUGUAAUAAACCAACAGAAAAAAUGAGUAUACCUCCUGUUCAAAGUGAAAGUGAAAAUUCGGGUAAACCUAAAGAAUAUUACGCUAAAAUAAAAGGUUUAAAUCAAAGUGUAUCAAAAUGGAUUAAACAACACGUUGAUACAAACCCAUUUUUAAAUUUAACUCCCAUAUUUAGAGAUUACGAAAAAUACUUGGAAGAGAUUGAAAGUUUAAAUAUGCAGUGUGAGAGCAAUAAAACGAAGGAAACAGCUAAAGUGUUUAAAGCAGCAUCGUGUGAAAAGCUACCGGACGCAUCAGAAAAAAAAACCUCCCUUCAAUUCGGUGCAACCAAUUCAAGUACGAUGACUUCUAAUUUAUUCACAUUUGGAAAGUCAAACGUCGAAUCGUCUAGAACAGGUUUUAUUUUUGAUAAUACUCCAAAACCAUUUGCAAUGGCAACCGAGGCACAAAAGGAGGAAGCGAACGAAGAAGACGAAGACAAUCCGCCAAAAGUUGAAUUCACGCCUGUAGUUGAGGAAGAUCAUAUUUAUACAGUUCGAUGUAAAGUAUUUGUAAAAAAAGAUGAAGAGUUUGGUGAUCGCGGGGUUGGUAAUCUGUUUCUUAAACCUAUACCCGAUAGUGACAAAGUUCAAUUAAUCGUCCGUGCAGACACUAAUUUAGGUAAUCUUCUGUGUAAUUUUAUUUUAUCGAAAAGUAUUCCCACACAACGUUUGGGCAAGAAAGAUGUAAUGUUAAUGUGCAUGCCGACACCUGAACACAAACCACCGCCAGUGCCAGUUUUAUUCAGAGUCAAAUCAUCGGAACAAGCCGACGAGUUGUUAAAGAUAUUAGAUAAACACAAAAAGUGAUUUAGAAUGGUGCAGAAUUCUAUUUCGAUUUUAAUUUAGUAUGUUUGUUACAUCAUUACUAAUAAAUUCAUUCUAGUAAUUAAUA